Molecule: messenger RNA, 4191 nt
Organism: Brassica napus (rape)
Lineage: Eukaryota; Viridiplantae; Streptophyta; Magnoliopsida; Brassicales; Brassicaceae
Exons: 6
Coding region: 1-4191 (1396 amino acids)
Biological process (GO): DNA integration
Molecular function (GO): nucleic acid binding
Source: RefSeq, a predicted model, not a curated record
AUGUCCAAGAAGUUCCUCCUGGAGCUGCUCAAGAGGGCAAUGGUCAAGGAGCUGCCAACCUUCGACCUAGACAACCACAACGCCAAGCUAGGGCCAUCGAAGGCCUUCCUCAACAAGUUCUUCUCUGCUACAAGGACUGCCAACCUUAGAAAUCAGAUCUCUGGUUUUCAACAAAGAGGACUUGAAGGAUUUUCAGAGGCAUGGGAGAGAUUCAGAAGCUACUUGUCUCAAUGUCCCCACCAUGGCUUCAACAAUGAGAGCUUGCUAAGCACUUUCUACAGAGGAGUCUUGCCUAAAUUCAAAAGCCAGCUUGACACUGCAAGCAAUGGAAACUUCUUGGGGAGGACUGUCGAAGAUGCUUUAGAACUCUUGGAGAACAUGGCACAGAGUGACUCUGUCUACAAUGAUGAAUAUGAUAGAAGAGACAGAGGUGGUGGAGGAGAAGAUAUGACCACAAAGAGAGAGCUGAAAGCACUUCAAGAAAAGAUUGACAUGCUACUAUCAGAAAAGACCAAGAAAGAGGAGUUACAUAUGGUUGCUGAAGUUGAUGGAGUAGAAUGCCAAGAAGAUAUGUACUAUGUCAAUGCUCAGGCUGAUCGAUCUGUCAAGCUCCCCAUUGGCAUCCUAGAAGAUCUUCCUGUCAAGAUAGGAAAUUGUGAAGUGCCUACUGACUUUGUAGUGCUUGAGAUGGAUGAAGAGCCUAGAGAUCCUUUGAUCUUUGGAAGACCUUUCUUGGCAACUGCUGGAGCAAUGGUGAAUGUGAGAGAUGGCACAAUUGAUCUCCACCUUGGAAAAGAUCACAUUCUCCAUUUUGAUAUCAAGGAGAUGAUGAAGAAGCCCACAACUCAAGGAGAAAUAUUCUACAUUGAUGAGAUGGAUGCCUUGGCUGAUGAUUUCCUUGAGGAGUUAGCGAUUGAGGACUCUCUUCAACAUGCCCUGACCAUUGAAAGAGAGACCCAAAUGAUUGAAAACAAGGAGAGUGAUGAGCUAGUAAGAAGGCUAGAUGUUCACCUUGAGGAGGAUGGAGAAGAUGAGUUCAUGGAGUUGCCACAAAUGACUCAACAUGCUGCCUCAGCAGACAUUCAAGAGAACCUCCAUGAAGCUGAUUGGAGUGAGCUCAAGGCACCAAAAGUGGAGCUUAAACCUCUUCCCCAUGGUGUAAGGGUAUUACAGAGAUGUGAGGACACUAACCUGGUGCUCAAUUGGGAGAAGUGUCACUUCAUGGUCAAGGAAGGGAUUGUUCUUGGACACAAAGUUUCUGAGAAAGGAAUUGAAGUGGACAAAGCCAAGAUAGAUGUCAUGGUUGGUCUAGCUCCACCAAGAACAGUGAAGGAUAUAAGAAGCUUUCUGGGUCAUGCCGGUUUCUAUAGAAGAUUCAUCAUGGAUUUCUCUAAGAUAGCUAGACCAUUGACCAGGCUGUUAUGCAAAGAAGCUGCAUUUCACUUCGAUGGGGAAUGUAUGGAAGCUUUCAAAAACCUGAAGAAUGCACUCAUCAGUGCACCCAUAGUUCAACCGCCAGAUUGGGAUCUCCCCUUUGAGAUCAUGUGUGAUGCAAGUGACUUUGCUGUAGGAGCAGUCCUAGGCCAGAAGAGAGACAAGAAGUCACAUGUGAUCUACUAUGCAAGUAGAACCCUUGAUGAAGCUCAAGCUAAAUACUCUACAACUGAGAAGGAGCUAUUGGCCAUUGUCUUUGCAUUUGAGAAGUUCAGAAGCUACUUGGUUGGGUCAAAGGUGACUGUCUACACUGAUCAUGCUGCAUUGAGACACCUCUUAGCCAAGAAAGAUGCAAAACCAAGACUGUUGAGGUGGAUUCUGCUGCUACAAGAGUUUGAUCUUGAGAUCAAGGACAGGCCUGGAGUUGAGAAUGGAGUAGCUGAUCACCUGUCCAGGUUGAAGGUGGAGUGUGGAAUCCCUAUUGAUGACAGACUUCCAGAAGAGCAAAUGAUGGCUAUUCAUGCAGUGGUAGCUGUUUGUGAGACAGGAAAGAAACUUGAAGAGGUGAAGGCGGCUGAUGAGAAGGGUCCUUGGUAUGCUGAUAUAGUCAACUACUUAGCUAGUGGAAAAGAGCCAUUGAACCUUGAAGGUUAUGCCAAGAAGAAGUUCUAUAAGGAUGUGAAGAGAUAUUAUUGGGAUGAGCCUUACCUCUACAUACUUUGUAGAGAUCAACUCUAUAGAAGGGCAGUGGCUGAAGAAGAAAUUGAUGGGAUCCUUACACAUUGUCAUGGAUCAUCCUAUGGAGGCCACUUUGCUACAUUUAAGACAGUUGCAAAGGUGCUACAAGCUGGAUUUUGGUGGCCUCACAUGUUUAAAGACACCCAAGACUUUGUCUCAAGGUGUGACUCUUGUCAAAGAAGAGGAAACAUCACCAAGAGGAAUGAAAUGCCUCAAAACCCCAUCCUAGAAGUUGAAGUGUUUGAUGUCUGGGGUAUUGACUUCAUGGGGCCUUUUCCUUCAUCUUAUAGCAACAAGUACAUACUGGUGGCUGUAGAUUAUGUCUCUAAGUGGGUUGAAGCAAUUGCAAGUCCAACCAAUGAUGCAAAGGUGGUUCUAAAAAUGUUCAAGAGCAUAAUCUUUCCAAGGUUUGGGAUUCCAAGAGUUGUGAUCAGUGAUGGAGGGUCUCACUUCAUCAACAAACUGUUUGCAAACCUCCUUAAGAAGAAUGGUGUGAAGCACAAGGUUGCAACUCCUUACCACCCCCAAACAAGUGGUCAAGUUGAGAUUUCCAACAGGGAGAUCAAGUCCAUUCUGGAGAAGAUUGUGGGGGUUACAAGGAAAGAUUGGUCCAUCAAGCUUGAUGAUGCAUUGUGGGCUUAUAGGACAGCUUACAAGACACCUUUGGGAACUACACCUUUCAACCUUCUCUAUGGAAAGUCUUGCCAUCUACCAGUUGAGCUUGAGUACAAGGCACUAUGGGCAGUCAAGUUGCUGAACUUUGACAUCAAGAGUGCCAAGGAGAAGAGAUUGAUCCAGCUGAACGAACUUGAUGAGAUAAGACUUGAAGCUUUUGAAAGUUCAAAGAUCUACAAAGAGAAAACAAAGGCUCUCCAUGACAAACAUAUCCUGAAAAGAGACUUUAAAGAAGGAGAUCAAUUUGGAAUGUGCUCAGGAAAAGGAAAGGUUUCAAAAGAGGCUAGGAAAGAAACACAAGUGCUGUGGAGACAUGCUCAUAGCGACAUAUCCAUAGUAACAUGCUCAAGUCGCUACAGUCACAAGAUUUUCUCUUUUGUAGUGAUGGCUUCAAGCUACUUUGAGAAGCCACAAGAAGAGGAAGACACAUUUGAAGAUCACAUUGAAGAUGAGCCCUAUGUGUUUGUGGAGCCACCACCCUUUGAUAUACGCAUACUCACACCAGACCAAAGGGAUGAGUUGCAUCGGCUUCAGAGAACGAAAGAGUAUUGGGGCAAGCCAAUAAGACACCUAGCACAAAUGGUCCGGAUAAACCUUAUUAGGGAUAGAGCAGAGUUUGAAGGAAGAGAUGUUAACCAGUAUGAGUUUGAUGCUGCUUGUGCCCUUGAUGAGGUAAUGUAUUGGGUUCCACCACCCCAGCUGGAAGGUAUAAGCAUUUCCACUUUAGAACUUAAACUUGAGGAAAUUUGCUUGCCUUGUGGUGAGGAUAACGCCCAUGAUCUUGAUUCUCUUGUGCUCAUAAAUGAAUGUCUUGAUCUGAUAUGUGAAACUAGGAAACUAGAUGAAUUGAGAGUAAAAAAGCUUGCUAAAGAUCACAUUGAAGUUUGCUUUGUCAAGAACUAUAUUUGUGCUUCAUUUGAUCUUGAGUCCAACUUUUUGCUGCUUGAGAAUUCUAGACCUCUUCUUGAACUUGCUGAUUUAGGGGAUGAACUUGAUGUGGAUAAGCUCUUGCUUGAGAUAGAAAACCCCCAUGCUGAAAACUAUCAUGAGAAUUUGAACGUUGUGAAUUAUUUGAUUGAUGGAGAUAGAGUUGACUACUUUGUUAAAACCUCGUUUGAACCUGUAGUUGAUUUUGUGUUUCCACCUAUUGCUUUUGAUUCUCAUGAUCAUCUGAACCUCAAGAAGCAUUUCAUAACUCAUACCAUAUCUUUAGUGAAGCUCUUUGAGGAAAAAUCUGUCUAUUUUCUAUGGACAGUAGUGUGUUUCUUUGCACACUUGGUUUCUUGUUCUUGUAGGAGAAAGACCAAAGGUGCAUUGGCUCAGCCUUUUGAUACUUAUGAUUAG